This is a messenger RNA of Capsella rubella, 1822 nucleotides long. RefSeq names its product DUF724 domain-containing protein 7. The coding region runs from base 203 to 1576 and encodes 457 amino acids. NCBI's taxonomy places the organism in Eukaryota, Viridiplantae, Streptophyta, Magnoliopsida, Brassicales, Brassicaceae. The transcript has 3 exons. The record is from RefSeq and is a predicted model, not a curated record.
CGCAUUGACCAAUUUUUUGGUAAUUUGUUUUUUUUUGGCAUUGACCAAUUUUGACCGACGUGUUCAUGUUGCCACGGUCUCAUCUUUCACUAUAGCCCUCCUCUCACUCUUCCCUUCUCUGAUUUUCUUCUAUUAAAGCAAGGUUUCCAGAAACUUCAUCCUCUUCAGUAUUAUCUCGUUCGUUUACAAAAAUUGAUUACUGAUGGCGAGCGAUCGAUUUUGGCGGGGCGGCGACCGAGUUGAGGUGGAACGACUCGUUUCCGGCGCGACGGCGUACUUUACGGCUACUGUUGUUAGCGCGCCUUCGGUGAGAAAGAAGCACGUUUGGGUGGAACACGAAGCCCUAACUGUUGGAGGUUCGGCACGUAUGAAGGAGUACGUUAUUCCCUCCCUCCUUCGCCCAUCUCCGCCGCGUGAGCUCAACCGACGGUUCAAAGCUAACGAUGAGGUCGACGUCUUCAGAGACACCGAAGGUUGCUGGGUUAGAGGCACUGUUACGACCGUACUUGGAGAUUCAAGGUACAUUGUGGCGUUUAAAGGGGAAAAUCGUCCAGAAAUAGAGUUUGAUCAGCUCGAUAUGAGGCUGCAUCGUGAAUGGCAAGGUGGUUCGUGGGUUCCCUCUCUUUUUCAACAGAGCAAUGUCUUGGAAUCGACACCUAAAAGUAUUAAACUGAAGAUAAAAAUCAAGAGAAGAGAUCAAUAUGAGAAGGGAGCUCUUGUGGAAGUCAGAAGUGAAGAAGCAGCUUACAAGGGUUCUUGGUAUUGUGCACUUAUACUUUGUUUAUUAGGUGACGAUAAGUACAUUGUUGAACACCUGAACUUUAGUAGAGAUGGUGGUGAGUCGAUCCCUCUGAGAGAUGUUGUAGAAUCCCAGAACAUGAGACCAGUUCCCCCUCCACAAGUUUCGCCUGUUGAGUGCUAUGAACCAGGGGAUGAAGUUGAUGUUUGGUUCAACAAAAGGUGGUGGACCGGUCGUGUUUCCAAAGUUCUCGGAGGAGGUUCCAAGUAUUCAGUUUUUAUCACCUCAAAAGGUGAAGAACCGACAAUCCUAAGUUCCAACUUAAGGCCGCACAAAGAUUGGAUCAAUGGAGAAUGGAGUAAUCCUUCCAAGGCAGAAUGUUACAGACCUCCACUUAAGAAGCUAAAAUCUUGUGAGAGAGCAGAGAAGGUCUUCAACAAUGAAAUGAUGGUGGAAGUUAGAAGCGAUGAACGAGGUUACGAAGGAUCAUGGUUCUCUGCGAAGAUCAUAAGUUACUUAGGGGACAACAGAUACACAGUGGAGUAUCAAACACUAAAAACAGAUGAUGAAGGAGAGUUGUUGAAGGAAGAAGCAAGAGGUUCAGAUAUAAGACCUAUUCCUCCUCCACUGAUUCCAAAGGCAUACAGAUAUAAAUUGUAUGAAGAUGUGGAUGCUUGGUACAAUGAAGGUUGGUGGUCUGGCCGAGUCUAUACGAUAAAUUACAACUACACGAGAUAUGGUGUCUACUUCAAGACGAAUGAUGAGAGAUUGGAGUUUGCUUACAGUGAUCUAAGGCCUUGCCAAGUGUGGAGAAACGGAAAAUGGAGUCAUGCUUAAAUAUGAGACUAUGAGAGUAAGUUGACUAACAGUUACAGCUGUUGAUUUAGAUGAUAAGGGAAAAGUAACUUGUUCAUAAGCAGUAGCACUGUUUUGUUAUAACAAUUCUGAAGCUGGCUGGUGUCGUUAAUUUUAUGACUUCUAGCGAAAGAGGUCAACCGUUACAUUUCUUUUUGUUCUAUGUUUUUGUAGUGAGCUUUUAAUAUUUUUUACAAUUUCAAAUAUUACUGAAAUUCUUGGCUAUAA